UUAUUGAUGCGGUGGUUUGAAUCACGUUUGAAUUGAAGUGCUAAGCUGUGCAUAUAGUUUUAUUGGUCCUAGAUUAGCCCCAGCAAAAAUAACUAAUCUAUGGACCUUUACAUUUUGUAGAAAUAUAGUGAAAUAGGUGUGAUAGUGUGCAAAAUAAGUAAUCAUGGUUUUGGCUGAAAGAAGUAAUGAUGUUCGAAACGGGAAGCGUUCGAGAGGGCCAAGCCCGAAUGGUCACGGCAGCCCUGAUUCUAGUUCUGAAGACGAAAACGUAGUGCCAUUUGCAGCUGAAAAAAUAAGAGUGGGGCGUGAUUACCAGGCAGUGUGUCCUGAGUUGGAACCCUUGGAGCAAAGAAAACCUGAUCAAAUAUCAGACAGAGCUUUACUUGUUUGGUCACCAACUUCUGAUAUAUCAGAUAUUAAAUUGGAUGAGUACAUUACUAUAGCAAAAGAAAAAUAUGGUUAUAAUGGUGAACAGGCACUUGGUAUGUUGUUCUGGCAUAAACAUGAUCUCAAUCGAGCUUCAAUGGACCUUGCUAAUUUUACACCCUUUCCUGAUGAAUGGACAGUGGAGGACAAAGUGCUGUUUGAACAAGCUUUUCAGUUUCAUGGUAAAAGUUUUCACAGAAUAAGACAAAUGUUGCCUGACAAGUCAAUUGCAUCACUAGUAAAAUAUUAUUAUUCAUGGAAAAAGACAAGAGCUCGUACAUCUUUGAUGGAUGUUGUGAGUGAAGGUCGUAAUCCUACAGGCUCUGGAAGUGGGAAGAGAGAAUCUGGGGCAGGUUCAGAACCAGGUGGUUCAGAUAAAGAUUCUGAUAAUGAUGAAAAGGGCGAGGGCGGCGGCGAAGCGGGCAAGUGGUGCACCGUCUGCGGCAUUCUGUGCUCGCAGACCACGCCGCACAACUCGCACAAGUUGUGCCAGGCAUGCCUCGUGCACGCCAGACGCACCGGCACGAUGAGACCGCUGUGCGGGCCCUCGGGGCGUCGCGGGCCCGGCUCGAAACAGCAGCGGUACAAGCACCGCCUGCCGCGAGGCAUUUACAUCAAUCACGACGAUCUCGUGGCCAUGGCCACCGGCCCGCAGCCCGGCGAGCCCGCGCAGCCCGGCCUUGUCAAUCAGGGGGAGGCUAUGCUCAAAGCCAUGGACAGAGAGAUUAUCUCGCUCAAGAGACAAGUUCAACAAAAUAAACAACAGUUAAGUGCUAUGAAACGCAAAGUAGGAGAUGCAGGCGUAGAGGAGUUGCGACCCGGCGAACCGCCCGCAAAGAUUAAUUCGCGCUGGACUAAUGACGAAUUACUGAUGGCAGUCACGGCUGUCAGAAAAUAUGGUAAAGAUUUCCAAGCUAUUGCUGAAACACUGGGCACUAAGACAGAAGCACACAUCCGCACGUUCUUUAUUUCCUAUCGCCGUCGAUAUAAUCUAGACGCAGUCCUGCGAGAGCACGAAGCUGACCGCGGGAGCGCUAAUCACAUACAAGCUGCAGGUACAACAAGCACAGAAUCUACUGACAAUGAUGUGGAUAACAGUAAUGCCAACAAUGGCACCGGUUCUCCACAAACAAAUACAAAGGAUGAGAAAACCGAAGUGGACAGCGAGGGCGUCGCCAUCGGCGCGUCUGCGGAGCAAGGCGGUCCGCCCACCACGCCGCCCAAGCACAAGCCGAGCAAGUGAUGCCGCCCGCCGCGACCCCGUCCGCAGCGCCGCGCACACACGUAGCCUCAUCUCUCGACACUAUCAUCACAGCGUACAGAAACACUACAGUGGGCCAUCGUCUUCGAAGUCACGCGAAAUGCGGCAGGGUUGUCACAGGGUUGUAGUUUUUUUUGCGCUGUGCAAUCAUCAUCUAUAACGGUCAUUUGACCGUGGAACUAAUUCUAUUUAUACAUUCAGUAUAAAAAAUGUGCUUUAAGGUAAAUCAAACGUUUAUCGACAUAAAAUAUUCGAAAAUAAUUCGUUUAUGCUUUCUGAAAAAUGUUGAAUAUUGUUUAAACACGAUUAAUGUUUUAUCACAUCAUUAUCAAAAAUAACUUAAUAUGGCUAGUGUGUUGAAGGCUAAAUUUAUAUAUAAUUCAAUCGAAAUCAAAUAUUUGAUACACCCUUAAAGUCAUAAGAUCAUCUGUGUCAGAAAAGAAAAUGUCCAUUAGCUUGUACAUUUUAUUUUCUGUUUAAUAUAUUAUAUGAAAAUAAUGUAUGUAGGGCAGUGCUAAAUUAUAUGUCUAGUAAUUUAAUGAUCUUGAUCUUCAAUAUAUAUAUACAUAUAUUAACGUAUUUACUCGAAUAUAAGGAGUUUCCAGGCAUACUGAUCAUAUUGAGUUGUUUAUAACAAAUAAUGGAAUAAUUUGCAUUACAUAAUCGUUGUUUGCAAUGUUAAUUGAGCUAUUAUCAAAGCACCAUUUUGGGAAGUAUGUGUCUCAUACAUUUUACAAUGAAUGAGUUAAUAGAUGCAGAAACUCGUAACUUCGUGUAAGAGUUAAAUUCUAAAUGUAUACAUACAUCAGCACUAUGUCUUGACUUUUUAAACAAUGAAUAUAUGUUACGUAAUGUAAAUAAUAAUAAUUAAAAUAGUUAUUCACUAAAUUUAUUAUAAAUUUUGUGUGUAAUUGUUUUAUGUCAGAAGUAACAAUGAAUAUAUCUUUAAAAUAAUUCUUAUUUAUUUGACGAAAUUAAUUUUGAAGAGUCGACAUAUGUAAAGCUGAAAGUGAGGUUAGUUUCGAUAACUAUAUGAUUUAUAGUACAUUCAAUUUUGUCCACUAGAUAAUUCAUUAUAAGACAAACCAAUUUACAUAUUGGAUACAAAGCAUUUAGUUUUAAAUGUUUUAAUUGAACAAUGGAUAUUGUUUAUAAUAGUGGCAUUGAUUUAAUGAGAUUUAGAACAGAUUAUUUUAAAAUUAUAAUUUUGUAAAUGUACAAAUUAUGAGAAAAUUUAAGAGAGAGUAGCACAUGACUAAUAUAAUGUCUCAAAUAUUUUAAAAAUUAGGAUUAUUUCAAAGAAUAUCAAAUCAGGUUUGCUAUGGAAGUCGUGAAAUUAGUGGAGAUGGUAUACGCUUUAGGAAUGGAAUAAAUACUUGUACAUAUAGAUUACUUUUAAUAAUUAAAGCCAUUAUAUAUGAUAGUUGAAUGGUUAAUGGUUAAGGAGUUUACCGUUAAGCAAUACUUUACUUUACUAGAAUGUAAUGGAUAAGUUGAUAAUUAUUAACUAUUUAAAUCGAUAUUACGAGAUUUCUUACAAUACUUCAAUGUAUAUUUUUAUGUUAAAUGACCAUAAACCAGCAAUAAAUUAGAAUAAAUAAAAUCAUUUAUAUGGAAUUUCACUAUAAUUGUGCAUAUAUAAUUUUAUAUUAUACAUACACAAUUAUAUCAUGAUAAUAAUCCUUAGAAUGAAAAAUUUAAUAACUGGUUCAAUAGAAAUGUACAGAUUGUACCACUGUAUUGUAUAUAGAAAUGUGUAUAAUGAAUGAAUUGUAUAAUAUAGACAUAGGCCUUCAUUAUAGUACAUAAUAAUGCUUUUAUUGUAGAAAAUAUCAAUAGGUAUUUCUAUGGAGAAAACUGAGCGAAUGUAAUCUUGUAAUCUUAAUCAGAGAUCUCCAAAAAUUUGCCUCGUGCUUUGUUUUAUAUAAAACAAAGUCAGUUAAAACAGUUUGUGACUGUAGCAGGGUUGCAAUAAAGGCGAUUUUGAAUUAUAAAAAUCAAUUAUGAUUUCACGCUUAGUGCUAGAAUAAGUAUUAAGUUACCUUUCUACAAAAAGAAAAUUUGUAUAGUGUAUAGUUGACAAAAAAAUGAAAUGUCAACAAAACUAGUUGAAAUAUUUUGUAUGGUGGCUUGAAUGAUUACAAAUGGUUGCUAACACAUUCAUUGUCAACUAUUUCUACGAAAAAGCAUCAAUACUGAUGCUGGAGAAAGAAGAAAUACAAAUAACAAAUUAUAAUAGUAUUUCUAAUAUCCUUUACAAAUUGUGUUUGUUGAUGUUUAUGAACAUAGUAUUAAUUUUAAUACUUGCAGUUAUUGCGUAGGUUUGAAAACUUCUACUACGAAGUCUAACAUAGAUGCUAAUUAUAUUAGUGUGAUUUUUAUACAUUCUAAAGUUGAUUAGUUUAAUACAUAAAGAUUCAUAAAAUAAGGUACAUUUUGAUCCGUAACCCACUUGCCUUAAUCACACACCUCACAUAUACUCGCAUGCUUAAAGUAAUUUAUACUAUAUUUAAGUAAUAUUAAAUAUCAAUUUUCUAAAAUUUUAAAAUAUUGUCUGUAAUGUUUUUAAGAGGUAGCUAGAAUUUUUCAUGUCGUAUAUCAUUUUAAAUAAGUCCAAUCGUUCUCAGAUUUUUUAGUUAAGCUAAAAUGAUAGACAUUUCGUAUAGUAAGAUUUUAUUCGACAAAACACAAUUUAAUUAAAUUUAGAAUUGUUUUUUUUAAAAUAACAAACCGAUACCGAAAUUUGUAAUAUACUUAAUAAAGCUUAUGAAUAAUUUGAAAUAAUGUAAUAAAAGCGUUGCCAUAUAAAUAAAUAGUUAUACUUGAUUUAGAUGGCAUAUACUUGUCAAUGAUUUCGCAUUUAACUUAUAAAAACAUGACAGCUUCUUAAAAAAAAACCGCUCAUUACUCCAUAAAUGAAUUUUGUCCUUAUAUAAUAGAUUAAUUUAAUUCUUAGGUACUGAAAAUAUAGAUGAUAAAUAUUGAAUAUUGAUGAUAUUUUUGUACACCUAAAAGACAUGUCAUUUCAUACAAAACUUACGAUAACGACGACUUGAGAUUUAAAUUUUAGCUUAGAUUUUAAGUUCCUUUUAAUGAUCACAUUAUUGGAUUAUAAUACGUUUACGUUAAAAGCAUAAUCUUUACUAGUUUUAAUAUUCUUACAUCACUGAUAAGAUGAUUGGUUUUACAGAGCCGAGAAUGUGGUUACCAUAAAUAGAAUUUGUAUUCAUUCUGAUUUAUAUUACUUUUGUAUAUAAGUACUUUGAGUAUGAAAAUCAAUUUCGUAUUUUUCAAACGCUCUAAAUUAAUUUUGGUAUCGAUAAAUAAACUGGUAUUUCUUUAUGUACAUUCAUAAUAUUCCGCCUAACAUUGCGUUAAGCAAUAUUUUUAAUUCUUAUUUGUAUAUUAUUUACGUGUAAGUUUUUACGUCUUAUUGUAAUAUGUCGGGGACAUAUCGAGCGAAUUCUUGAGAAAGUUGUAUUAAUCUGAUAAUAAAAAAAUAGGUAAAUUUGACUUGGUGGUGUAAUUUAAAUAAUUCUCUUGAUUUUUCAUUUCAGUAACAAUAAUAACGCCUGCUAUAAUAUU
This is a messenger RNA of Vanessa atalanta (red admiral), 5272 nucleotides long. RefSeq names its product REST corepressor 1 (gene CoRest). The transcript has 10 exons. Gene Ontology annotation, cellular component: transcription regulator complex; histone deacetylase complex. The coding region runs from base 164 to 1669 and encodes 501 amino acids. The record is from RefSeq and is a predicted model, not a curated record. Gene Ontology annotation, biological process: negative regulation of DNA-templated transcription; regulation of transcription by RNA polymerase II. NCBI's taxonomy places the organism in Eukaryota, Metazoa, Arthropoda, Insecta, Lepidoptera, Nymphalidae. Gene Ontology annotation, molecular function: transcription corepressor activity.